UUGGUCGUCGCCAGCAACGAACAUACACUGUUUGUACAUAGAGGAACCAGCAGUUUGGCCAGUCAGAGCCUGACAAAAGCGAUUUUAUGAAGCUGUACGUCAUGUGCUGAGUUUCCACAUCUGGUUUUAUACGGCCCUAGGUAGACGCGUAGCCGUCUUCUGUCGGCAUGAAUCUCGGGGACGGCCUGCUUUUUGAACUUGAAAAUGGAAAACCCAAGUUGAUUUUGCUAAGUCAUGGUGUUGAUAAAAAUCCAGCAAAGCUGUCCUUCAGGCCUGGAGCAGCAAACAUCCUCAGCUGCCGGCAGACCUCCUGUGUGUCAGAUGUACAGGGGGAGGAGCGUCCACCCCGACAGCUGGCAAUGAGGCACAGAGGGGCCAGGAGUAAGGCAGGAGGAGCAGGUGCAUCUGUCACCUCCAAUACUGAAGGGAAGAGUGCCAGCUUGACUUCAAUGAAAACACAUGAUCAUCACAAAGUUGGCAUCGUCAAAGCUGUGGCCAAGGUAAAGUCAGACAGGCAGAAACACAGUAUUACUCUUGGGCCCCUGAGAGCCGGUGAGAAAACGGUACAAGCGGGAAACACUAGGACUCGAGGAGCUGGAAAGGCAGGAUUUAAAGACCCAGCAGCCAGUAGGGAUGCAGCACUGAAGGACAGCAUGGUGUGUCUGACCAGUGAGCAGCUGCAGCACAUCCUCAGCACUGUCCAGACCUCCAACAAUAUGCAGCACCCACCAGAGGAUGACAAGACUCAAGGAAGCAAUGGAAAUCAAACAAGCUCAAAAUCUGGCUACUCACAGAAUGAAGGAGGAGGAGGCAAUAUGAGGGAGGAAGACAGAGGAGGAGGAGGGGAGGGAAUAAAGAAAGGAGAUGGAGAAGGAACAGAUUCAAUGGGACCCUCACAACAGAAAGACAACAAGUUGUCUGGAGGUAUGUUCAGCUGGCUGGAAGAGCGACAGUCAGACAGCAAGGCAGCCAUCGAAGCUAAGAAGGCUCAGUGGAAGAAAGAACUCGAUGAACAGGUGGCCCUAAAGCAGCAGCAACAUUCAGCACCCAGCAGACUGCAGGCUGAGGAGGACACACAGAGUGUGUUAUCAGUGCAGAGCUCGAUCAGCCACAAACAGCAGCCGCCAGCCAUCAGAUCCAGCCUCAGACUCGGGGAGGUCACUCCGAUGGAGGAGGAGAUGCUAAGUGUGGAGAGGAGAGAAGAGCAGAAGAGGUGCUGGUUGGAGGAGCUGGACCGUCAGAGAGAGGAGAUGACUGAGCGCAGGAGACGAGAGAAAGUGCUGCAGAGUCAGGCGGAGGACCACGAGCUCUGGGCUACACAUUUUGACUCGCUGCAGAGGAGGCCGCCUGUCCAGCCUGCAGUUCCAUCAGCGCUGCCACCGGCUCAGUUCAGCAGCUCUGAUCGGGGAGAGUGGGAGCCCUUGUCAAGCCUUUCCCUUAUCUGGGAUGCUACGAGCAGCUGUGGAGCAGACAGUGUCGCAGGAAACAGUGUGGAUACAACCCGUGGGUACCCAACCAGGGCCAGCUAUCUGAGGACCAUGACCUCCCUGUUGGAUCCUGCCCAGAUAGAGGAGAGAGAGCGGAGGAGGCUAAAACAGCUUGAACAGCAGCGAGCUAUCGAAGCCCAAGUGGAGGAGCGUCGUCUGCAAAGGGAACGAGAGGAGGCGAAGAGGAGACAGGAGGAGGAGGAAGAAGAGAGCAGGGUGGUGCUGGAAAGGGAAAUGCUGCAGAGACAGUAUGAGAUGGACACACUGAAGGAGAGGGAAAAGGAGCAAUCGAUCAAUCAGGAGGAGCAGCUAAAAAAAAGCAGCCAUGAUGGCAGAUUGCAUCAGGAACUGGAGUCCAACGCAGUUACCAGGCAGGCUGAAGAUUUGGAGGACACCAGCACUUCGGGUUCCUCUUACAAAGACGCUGCUGUACAGACAGAAGCUGCUCCUUCUCUGCCGCUCAGAGCUCAGACUCCAGAUGUCUCAGCGCAGCCUCCUCCAUCUCUGCCCACCACUGCUCCUCCUCCAAACAGCAGGAGCAGAGCGUUGAGAACAGGGAAGGAGAACAUUUGUCUGCCAGCAGGAGGAGACCCAUAUGAGCCGUUUGCCAGGACAGAGAAGAGCAGGAGGGACAAGAGGAGACCUGAGUGGAACACUCAGAGGCCAAACCGUCAAUUCGUUCCAGCCUCAGAGCGUUACCCAGCUGCUCUGCAGAGGAACAGACAGGAGAGUCGACUAAAGAGGCAAGCUGAGCUCCUCGCUCUGCAGGAGAGGACCUGUCUGCCGAGGACCGACCCUCCUCUUCCUCCUCCACCCCAGGAGCUUCGCCUGUGCCCUGACAUCAUGCAAACCAGAACCAGUCCCACCAGGAAGGUGGAAACCAACUCCAGAGGGCACAUCAUUUCCACAGGCUUAAACGCUGAAAGAGGGCGCUCUCCUCCUGUCCCUGCAGUCAAACACAGAGCGCAGAGUCAGCAUGCCUCCAAUACUCUUCCUCUUGUCUCGGAGUUCAUUCCUUACGUCAGGACUAAUGAAGUCUUCAACCUGGACCCUCUGGAGCCCGCUGACACUCCUCCACCCCUCACACACUCAGGAGCGCCUCCUCCAUCACAUCGAGACCCCCUCCUCCACCCAGAGCUGCUUCGUAACACCCACAUACACCGACAGCAGGAGAUCCUCAGAGGCCUGGCUCAGCUCCGCCAGGGUUUGUUACUGAAGCAGCGGGAGCUAGAGUCAGAUCUGAAUCCUUCCCGGAAGCAUCGCGACGAGCACCGGAUUCCCUCGACAUCACACCGCACGUGACCUCCGACCUGUGUCAAAUAAAACCUCAGCACUCUCA
Messenger RNA from Pundamilia nyererei, 2826 nucleotides. RefSeq names its product coiled-coil domain containing 66 (gene ccdc66). The transcript has 21 exons. The record is from RefSeq and is a predicted model, not a curated record. Gene Ontology annotation, cellular component: cilium; microtubule. Gene Ontology annotation, biological process: cilium assembly. Gene Ontology annotation, molecular function: microtubule binding. Lineage: Eukaryota; Metazoa; Chordata; Actinopteri; Cichliformes; Cichlidae. Bases 168 to 2789 code for a protein of 873 amino acids.